Molecule: messenger RNA, 3077 nt
Organism: Perca fluviatilis (European perch)
Lineage: Eukaryota; Metazoa; Chordata; Actinopteri; Perciformes; Percidae
Product: solute carrier family 35 member D3
Exons: 4
Coding region: 657-1985 (442 amino acids)
Cellular component (GO): Golgi apparatus
Molecular function (GO): antiporter activity
Source: RefSeq, a predicted model, not a curated record
UCUACUGUACACCUCCCGCACAUCUGCUGCGCGUCUCUGUCCUCCACUGCAGCUUCUGUUCGCAGGGAACCACUUCUUCUCCCCGCUUCUUUUUAUCACUCUUCCUUUGCGUGUGUCUCAUACUCUCUCUCUCUCUCUCUCUCUCUCUCGCACUUACCGGACGUUUUCUUUUUUUUUUUCCUUUUUGGAACAGAAGCGCAACGAAAAAGUCCCUGGUGAAUUCUCCUGCUGCUCGUGGUGAGUGAAUGGAAACUAAUUCAAACAACUGCUGAGUUUCUGAGUGUUUCAACUGAAUGCAGCUGACGGAAAAGAGCUGGACUGAACUGCAUUUUGAACUAAAGAAGAGGCGAGUCAGCAGAAGCUAACAGCGAUCUCCUCGUGCGCAUCAGUCCCUCUUUUCUUUUCCUACCUCUCGAUCUCACUUUUGCUAUUUCUUUUCCAAAAAUCUUCUGUGUGCGGAUUAAUUUCCCCUCACAAACGUUUCCUGCCGUGUCUCCGUCCGGCAGCAGUGCGUAAAAGCCAAACCGAACCCUUUCCCUUUUUAUCUCCAAAACUGAUAGCUCUCCAACCCCCGGCUGAAACAGGGACCACCGGGCACAAACACCACUUUCUCUCUCCUGUAUGACUGUCUCUAAAGCAAACAGCAGCAAAGCAUCAUGGAUGUGGUUAAGAGCCGUUUUUUGGGGAUCGCCGUGGCCGUUGCGCACGGCUUUUUCUCCGGCUCCCUGAACAUUUUGCUCAAGUUUCUCAUCAGUAAUUAUAACUUCAACUUCCUGACGCUCAUCCAGCUGCUGACCAGCAGCACGGCGGCGUUCACCCUGGAGGUGCUGAGGCGGCUGGGGUUGGUCAAAGUCCCGCCGUUCAGCGUGCAGCUAUCCAAGGAGUUCGGCCCGGUGUGUAUCCUCUCCACGCUGCAGUCCACUCUCACUCUGUGGUCUCUGCGCGGCCUCAGCUUGCCCAUGUACGUCGUGUUCAAACGCUGCCUGCCGCUCUUCACGCUCAGCAUCGGCAUGUGCGUGCUCAGGAACGGCGUGCCGUCCCCCGGCGUAGUGACCGCUGUCGUCAUCACCACCGGUGGAGCUGCACUGGCCGGUGCUGGCGAUUUGACCGGCGAUCCCUUCGGUUACGUCACCGGCGUGUUGGCGGUCAUCAUCCACGCAUCCUACCUGGUCGUGAUCCAGAAAACCAGUCAUGACAGCGAGUACGGGCCGCUCACAGCGCAGUACGCCAUCGCCGUCAUGGCCACGCCGGUGCUCCUGGUGUGCUCCAUCAUCUCCCUGGAUGCCAUCAACAUGUGGUCGUACGAGGGCUGGCAGAACCCGUACAUCACGGUUGUCUUCACCAUCUGCGUCUUCAUCGGCUGCGCCAUGAACUUCACCACGCUGCACUGCACCUACAUCAACUCGGCCGUCACCACCAGCUUCGUCGGCGUGGUCAAGAGCAUCGCCACCAUCACCGUUGGCAUGCUGGCGUUCAGCGACGUCGCGCCCACGCAUCUCUUCAUCGGCGGCGUCGUGGUCAACACCGUCGGCUCCAUCACCUACUGCGUGGUCAAAUAUUUCGAGACGAAGAAGAAGAGCCUGUACGAGGACUUGGAGGAGGCCGCCAAGGACGGAGCGCUGGCGGGCGAGCCGCACACGGAAAAACCGCCUCCGGACGGCGACGGGCCAGCUGCGGGGAUCGGACCCGACCCCGAACGCCCGGAGAUAGAGGGAGUGUUGAUCAGUGACAGGAAGGAGGACGUUGCUAACGGAGAAGUGCGGACAGGAGACGUUGCACAAGGAGACGGAGAGGCAGGCGUAAAUUCCCGCGUCAUGACUGAAGACGAGGUGCGGGAGAUGCAGAGGGAGCAUCUCAACAAGGAGAACACAGCCAACGCUAAGUCGGUUAGCGACAGCUACGUUGGGGUGUGGCGGUCCAUCAGAAAUCUGCAGUUUAUGAAGAAAGACCCGUUGAUUGAGAACAUGGAGCAGCAGAGUCCGUAACGGCAAUGCAGAGACCUGGACAGACUCAAGAGAAAAGAAAAUUUUGAAUGAAUUAGAUGAUUAAAAAAAAGUCUUGAGGAUUAAAAUACAUACAAAUACAACACGAGUAUGCAGGAACCAGAGAGGAAAGAAUGACACAACGGGAGAGUAAAGCUCUGUGUCCACCAGGAACUUCUUUUACUUACGGUGCUGAACUAAUGCUUGUUGGAAACAUGUUUGCUGCUGUGAUAUCUCAAUGAAAGCUCUCACUUUAAGUGCUAUAAAAGUUUCAUCACACAAGGCUAUGAGUGCAAAGAACAGGCUUUUGGUUUUUUGUUAAAAGCAGGAAACAGAACGUCAUUUUCUUUGUUUAUGAUGAGAAUUAAAAAGAAGUUCCUGGUGGAGAAAAGUGGAUGAAGAGUGUUGGGAGAAGCUGCCCGUCAGAGAUAAAUUCUCUGCGGCAUCUGGCGGGGACUAGGCUGGCCGCGGUGUAGCAUGAUUUUGGUUUUGCGUCCCCCAUGGAUCAGCCAGCUUUCCACACAAAAGAGGGUCUUGUUGAAAAACAAAGAGAGCGCAUCUUGUGUAAACAUCCAAUCAGGGAACAGCAAACACACAGCAGUAGAUGCCUGAAAGUUUGAGUUUUUGUUAUGUGCAAACCUGGGUGAAUUCUUGUUUCUAAUUGAGGGUGUGAAUUAAACCCUUUAAUGCACAUGUAAAGGCAUGCUUACAGCUAUGUUCGCGCAGACUUUGAUUGUUUGUCCACUGUCACACCUGUUCACUGUUGAUUUGGCAUUCAUGUGUCUGCUCACCAUCAUGAACACCAAAAUCUGGCUACAUCUAUACUUCUAAGUUUUAGUUUAAAAAUGAAUAUCUUUUGCUACAUUUACGCCUCGUGUCCACACUAAUCCACCCUUAAAAACGGAGACAUUUGGAAACACUGCUGCCCCCGUUUAGGUUUAAAAACUCGGGGUUGCUUUGUAGUCUGGACGGACACAAACGGAGACAUUUGGAAACGAUGACGCACAUCUGUCAGUCUUAUCUGUUAGGUAGCUUACAGACCUUUCAGUUACAGUACUGUCUGUCUGUCUGUCUGUCUGCCUCUCUGUCUGUCUG